Cercocebus atys (sooty mangabey) is the source of this 3239-nucleotide messenger RNA. RefSeq names its product CDC42 effector protein (Rho GTPase binding) 1 (gene CDC42EP1). The transcript is spliced from 3 exons. The coding region runs from base 1542 to 2654 and encodes 370 amino acids. NCBI's taxonomy places the organism in Eukaryota, Metazoa, Chordata, Mammalia, Primates, Cercopithecidae. The record is from RefSeq and is a predicted model, not a curated record.
CCCACGCGGAGAGCGGGAAGUAGGGGGUGGGGGACCCGGGGAGAUGGACAGGCACCCUGCCCCCUCCCCGACCGCCGCAUUCCAGGCUGGAGACGCGGAUGAGGUCAUCCCGUCCGGUUCCCCUCUGGCCAAGACAGCUGGCCGUCCCCUUCCCCCGCGGAGCGACCCUCCGCGUCCUGAGCCCCAGGCUCCCGCGUCCCCCCAGGGAACGUUGGGUGGUCGAAGUCUUUCCCGGAUUUCCAAUCCCGGUCGCCCUCCAGAUUGUUCUGCCUUUGCCCCAGCCGUGCCAGACCCGCAGGAUUCGAAGCCCCUUUCCUAAACCGGGAAACUGAGGCUUAGAGAGGAGAGAGGACUGGCCGGGAGGCCGCAGCGACACGAAACGUGGCGCGGGAACCCGAGACGCAGCUCGCAGCCGCUCCUCCUCGCCUGGUCCACGGCUGGUUUGGCUCUAACUCGGGGCGGUGGGCACGAAGCGCGUCUCCUUUCCACUUUUCCCGUCGCUCCCCAAUGGCCCACGGUGCCCCCCUUGGAAUACGGAGGACCGGGUCCCCUAGCGCGACUGAGAACAACUAGCUACCCCGUUCUGGCCUGUUUCCCCGUCUCGCCACCUUGAAGCGUCUGGACUUUGAGGGGAAGGAGAAGCCAGCCGCCCGGGUUAACCCCUUAACCCAGGGACCAGAGCAAGUUUGGGGGAGCUGCCGUAACCAAGACAGGGACCCGCUGUCCAGCGGUAGAGGGCGGGGGCAUCACCCAGCUGGAUGCCCGCAGGAAGGGGGCUGUGUGCACCCGAGCAGUGACCUCCAGGAUGAGACGUGGGCCCCUGGCCAGCACUGCGGCCUGCGGGUGACCCCCAGGUGACUGCCAGGCUGCAGCCGCCCCCGCUCUCCUUCAGAGCGGCCCUUGGCCUCCCCGCGACCACAUGUGCCUCCACAGCGGCCCCUGUUGGCCGGAUCCUGGCUCCAAAACUUGUUCUUGCGUCAUUCCCACCAUUGAGUGAGCUCAGGCCAUGCGCCCAGGCCCUGACUAUCCUCUAUAGGGUAAAUAUAAGGACUCCUGGGACACUGAAGCUGUGUGAUGACCUCCUUGCCCAGUUCACAGACGCUGAAUCUGCAGAGCUAGGUCUCCUGUCUUCCCAGGCCUGCACCUGCACCCCACACCGUGCUCAGCACUGGGCAUCCAAGCCCUCCAAAUCCUCUUCCCCAUUCCCCAUCGUCUUCACCCCCAGCCUGGGGCAUUUAUCAGCGAUGCUGGUCUGUGAUUGAGGGUCUCCACCCCUGGGCAGGAGAGAAGCCAACCACCGCGGGGGUGCUUUCUCUACGCUUGAACAUCUACAGCUGCUUCCGGGGGGCUGGCAGCCGGCCCCGGGGAGAGGCGAGCCAUGGACCCCCCACAGCCUCAGCAUUCGGUGACCUCACUUUAGGACAGUGUCAUUUACAGCUUCCGCCAGGGCAAAGGAGCUGAGCAGCCAUCCCGAGCCCGGCCCACCUCCCUCCCCCGGCCCCUGGUGGACAUGGACUAGCAGCUGUGAGCGGCCAGAGCUGAUGCCCGGCCCCCAGGGGGGCGGCGGCGCCCCCACCAUGAGCCUGGGCAAGCUCUCGCCUGUGGUCUGGGGGUCCAGUUCACAGGGAAAGAGGCGGCUGACUGCAGACAUGAUCAGCCCCCCGCUCGGGGACUUCCGCCACACCAUGCAUGUGGGCCGUGGUGGGGACGUCUUCGGGGACACCUCCUUCCUCAGCAACCACGGUGGCAGCUCCAGGGGCACCCAUCGCUCACCCCGCAACUUCCUGGCCAAGAAGCUGCAGCUGGUGCGGAGGGUGGGGGCGCCGCCCCGGAGGAUGGCGUCUCCCCCUGCACCCUCCCCGGCUCCACCGGCCAUCUCCCCCAUCAUCAAGAAUGCCAUCUCCCUGCCCCAGCUCAACCAGGCCGCCUACGACAGCCUCGUGGUUGGCAAGCUCAGUUUCGACGGCAGCCCCAGCAGCUCCACGGACGGCCACUCCAGCUACGGCCUGGACUCUGGGUUCUGCACCAUCUCCCGCCUGCCCCGCUCGGAAAAGCCGCAUGACCGAGACCGGGAUGGUUCCUUCCCCUCUGAGCCCGGGCUUCGCCGCUCAGACUCUCUCUUGUCCUUCCGCCUGGACCUCGACCUUGGGCCCUCACUCCUCAGCGAGCUGCUAGGGGUCAUGAGCCUCCCGGAAGCCCCUGCAGCUGAGACUCCAGCCCCUGCUGCAAACCCCCCGGGUCCUGCCGCAAACCCCCCGGCCCCUGCCACAACCCACCCGGGUCCUGCUGCAAACCCCCCAGCCCCUGCCACAAGCUCCACACCCCAUGGACACUGUCCCAAUGGGGUAACAGCUCGGUUGGGCCCAGUGGCUGAGGUGAAGGCCAGCCCAGUGGGAGGGGGUCCACGAGGACCUGCUGGCCCUGCCCUCGACAGGCACUGGGGAGCAGGCUGGGGUGGUGGCCGCCACUACCCGGAGAUGGAUGCGCGGCAGGAGCGGGUGGAGGUGCUGCCCCAAGCCCGGGCCUCCUGGGAAAGCCUGGAUGAAGAGUGGAGGGCACCCCAGGCACACAGCAGGACCCCGGUGCCCAGCACGGUGCAAGCAAACACCUUUGAAUUUGCGGAUGCUGAGGAGGAUGAUGAGGUCAAGGUGUGAGGGGCUGGGACAUGGUCCCGGGGCCCCACCUAGGUGCAGAGCCGGCCCCUCACCUAACAGCUGGUUCCUACCAGACCAGAGAGGGGAGAAGCCGAGUUGCCCCUAAACCCCUCUCCACCUCUGCAGGACAGACAUGGGAGGGAAGACAGGGAAGGCCAGGAUUGCUCUGGGACUUGGAUGCUCCCAGAGGCCCUGCCAAGCUGACCACCUCCUCCCACUGCCACUCUGGACCUAAUAGCUCUUCCUUAGGCCCCACUCCACGCCACCCCCACCAGCUGGAGGGCCCAGCCUCACAGUGUGGCCUUUGUGCCAGACUAAGCUGCCUGUGGGGGGUAGGGGGCAGGGAGUGUACCACACAGGGCCAUUGUCCCACCUCCCAAAGGAACCGCCUGCCCCCAGCUCAUCCCAGAGCGUCCCCGCUGUAACCCUGACAGCCCUCUCCCAGGCCGCUUCCGCAACAUCCCCGCCCCAGCCUCCCUCUUACCCCAGAAAGGUCAGGUAUGACCUCCCGGGGAGGAAUCCCACCCGCCUGUAUACCCCAGACUUGCCUCUGGGGCCUGAUUAAAUAAGGCUGUUUUGAUAAAA